AUGGAAAAUGGAGCGAUUCCAGACAAUAAAAUAGCAGCUACAUCUGAACUAAGUGCUGCCAAGAAUGGUCGACUAAACUACACAUCAGGAUCAUCAUGGUGUGCAAGACCAAGUGACACUAACCCAUAUCUACAGAUUGAUCUACAGACACUUUAUAUCAUCUGUGCUGUGUCCACUCAAGGGAAUUCUCAAGCAGAUCAUUGGGUGAAAAACUAUACACUUCAAUUCUCCAAUGAUGGGAAUACUUGGAUGGUCUACAGAGAAGGCGGACAAAUUAAAGUACCAUGUCAAAGACCAUGUCACUUGGCUUUUAAUGAUAUUUCAAGUUGUCUGCAAAAUAAAAUAAAAUUCGAUUGCGUGUUUGUUUGACACUUCCUCCGGAGUGAAGAUACGUUCAAUUAAUGGAGAAAAUUGUUCAAGUUGUUUUUCUUGGACAAAUACAGGGGAAAGUUUUUGUUCGCACGCCACCCUCAAAACUGAAUGCCAUUAGACUUGCUAAAACCUAAUUUAAUUGUUUAAAGGAGGGAGGAGGAGCACAAAGAUGAGAAAAAAAACCAAGAUGCUUGAUGCUUAGAGUUAUAAGAUUGUUAUUAUUUUUAUUUACUUAUUUUUUAUUUAAUUUGUAGCUGAUGGUUUUGAUUUCAGACCUUUCAGGGAAAUAGUGACAGAGCCUCAGAGGUGAAGCAUGUUCUUUAUGAAAGUGUUGAAGCACAGUACCUGCGAAUCUUGCCAAAUGCAUACCAUGGUGCUGUGUGUAUGAGAAUAGAGGUGUUUGGUGUUAAGCAAAAACCAGGUUAUUAUAAUUUUUGUUAGUUUCCUUCUGCCCAAUGAAUAGCCAAAUUUAAAAAAUAAUUAUUAUAAUUAUGCAUAAACAACCCAAAAUACGAAAUGACACCAAUUGAAAACUUACCUUUUGAAAAGAAUUAUUCAUACAAACUCCAGAGCCAAACUAAAAUAGGGAGAUCAUUACAUUGUAUAAAAAGUCUAGUAUAGUAUCCAAUGACGAAUAUUGGCUUUCAGAUUGGCGCAGGCUAUUCACAAAUCUGUCGAUCUUAUUCUCUUUUAUCUAAUGAUUGUGAGAACUUUAGUCCAUCUAUUUCAAUCUGCAAGGGUACGUUUACAUUUAUGUGUCCUUUCUUGUCUUUCUUGGGUGUAAAUUAACUCUAAAAUUAGUUUACCUUUAACAGGGUGAUAUAAAUGUUUGCAAAAUACACGACAUUAACGCUGGAGGUUUAUUAACUGAGUUGAUAUUUAUUUCUUUGCUGUCCUUACACAGAGAAUUUUGCCCUUGGUAAGGCCACCCUUCAGUCUUCAACAUAUAACAGUACUCAGUUGGGUGUGUCAGGUGUGUCAGAGAACGCAGUAGAUGGUAACUCUAAUACUGAAUUUAGAAAUGGAAGCUGUGCACAUACUCAGUCAAGCAAUUCAAGCUGGUGGAGAGUUGACCUGGGUUCAGAUAAGGUUCCAGUCUCUGACAUAUUCAUAGUAAACAGAUUUUCAACAGUUACUCAUGUGAUGGCCAGAAGCAAAGAUUAUAAAAUUACUUUGGGUGAGCAGUCACUAUACUUUUCAUGUAAUCAAUAUGAGAUAAGCUUAAGAUAAAUGGGUACAUUAAAGUAAUAAAACAAAGGCAAUUCCAGUAUAUGAGGUUGGAAAACCAUAGUUGCAUGCUCAAUCUCAACCUAUCUAUGUAGAAGUUUUACCAUGCAAAAGUGUGCAAAAUAUUAUGCGAAUAUUAAGAAAAAUGUUGUAGAGGGAGCUAUAUGUUGCUUUUUCAGUUUGAUGUUUCUGUUGCUGCUGAAUUGGGAUAUUUGAACCCCUCGAUAUACUUUGUCUAUUUUACAAAUCACUAUGAUUUGUUGCUUCAAACGAUAAUGAUGGAUAUAUUUUCUGUUUAUUGAUAUUGGGUUAAUAAUACAGUUACAUUUACGUGAACAUACACGUAAACUGUUGUUUCCCUUUGAAAUUGUCUCAACGAAACCCAGUUUGAUGGGGAAAAACAAGUUUAUAACAUUAAUUAAAUACAUUUAGACAGUAGUUUGUCACAUAUGUGCCAUGUACAGUACAUUGAGAUAAACUUUUUUUUAUUACAUCAGGUAACGACUCAGUAGUAGUAAACAACCCUCAGUGUCAAGGAUUCUACAGUUUUGUUAACUUCAAAGCAUCAGCUGUUUGUUUUACCAAUCCACUGACAACUGGUAGAUAUGUAGGGAUAUCAACAGUAAGGGAACAAUUUCUACAACUCUGUGAGGUGGAAAUCUAUUUGCGAGGUACAUAUCAUUAAAAACAGAGAUUGGUAUGGACUAAAAAUCUUUGUAGCAAAGUUUUGAAGUUUUUGUUUAACUUAAGUGACAAUGAUAGUUCCAAAAUCUUCUCUGACCUCACUUUUGAUGUGACCAGAUGCUGAUUAACAUAAUUGCAUGUCUCAUUUCAGACAAUCUUACAUUUGGAAAGCAAACAGAUCAAAGUAGUGUAAGCUAUGGUGGUGUAAGUAGCAGGGCAGUUGAUGGUAUCAGUAACACAGACUAUUACGCUAACAGCUGUACCCACACUGGCAAAGAACUCAACCCUUGGUGGAGAGUUGACUUGGGACAAGUUGAACCAGUUUCAGAAAUGUACCUAGUCAACCAAGAAAACCAGUGGUUUUACAGGCAGAAUAAUUUUGAGAUCAGAGUGGGUAGGUAAGAUCAUUUUUGAAAUUGUAACGCCAUACCAUAGUGUCAAAUAUUUCAAGCAAUCACAUCUCAUGAUGUAGGUAGUGUCAAGUUGUCUUCACACUUUGGCUGGUGGGUUUCAUUCAAGUUUAUCUACGCCUAUAUGCAGAGACAUUAAGCAGAAAUAUUUGUCAAAUGCAUCAUGAUAAUUCAUUAUCACAAAGAGUUAUCACUUACCUUCUGCUCCACUCGUGGAAGAUAUGAUGGAAUUGUGGAGGCUGAACUCUAGAUCCAAAGGUCCAGUUUGUAGCCUUGUUUUCCAUUGUGCUCCAAUGUUUGAGAAUUUACUGUCAUAUUGUCCCUUUAAAGUGAGGAAUGCACAAUUUAAAUGAAAGCUGAACAUUAAUCACCUGCUAUAAUGGACUAGUUACUCUUCUGUUAUGGCUUCAUCGUUUAAACUAUGGCCCACUUGUUGGGCGGAUAACGCUAUUCAACGGAUAAAUCGCUAACGAGUGGAUAAGUGUUAACAAAAUGUGCUGCACUAUCCACUGGAUAGAUCAGAUUUAUCCGGUGGAUAGCAUUGUCCUACACUCCAGCAUCUUAUGACCUCCAGUUAUGUUAGCCCUCUGGCCUCAUGUAAUACUCUCAUACCACUGGGUAAUGAUAGUAGAGCUUGGUAAACAAGUUCUUGGUUACUUUUUCUGCCAAAGCAUAAAUUUUUUCAUGAUUCUCUAUAGGGACAGUAUUCAAUAGUAGAGGAAUUACCAAUCCCAGGUGUGGUGACGGCCAGAGUUACAGCCUUCCAAGAGGAAAAGGUGUAUCCUUUUUCUGUCGUCCUGUUUUAUUUGGAAGAUAUGUGACAAUAAGGAGCUUAAGAACUGACCGUGAACACUUCACACUUUGUGAAGUUGAAGUUUAUUCUGAAAGGAGAGGUAACACACUUUAUAUAAAAUACCUGUAUAUGUUUGAAAACCUCACGCUGAUUGAAGUCUUAAGUUAUUGCACAGAGGAGUUAUGCUAAUGUACACUAGUUCUACAUUCAUGCUUUACCUUACUAUAGAACCAUCCCAUGCCUUUGCUCCGACAUAUUUAAAAGACAUUUCUCUCUACCAUGCUUUAACUGUGCCUGCAGGUACAAUUUGAUUGAAUCCCAGUAGGCUCAAUCUUACUGCCAUUUUCCUCAAUUUUUUUUCUUUCCAUGCAUCUACGAUCAGAGUAUUGAUAAUAUUGAUUCCUUUUAGAGUUAGUUAGAGGAAUUUCUGCUCUAGGUUCAAAUGCAAUUGAAAACUUUUGUGCCAGAAGGUCUCAUUACACUUUACCUUACAAUAAAACCAUUCCUAGCCUUCGCUCUGAAUCAUUUAAUGGACAGUUCUCUCUGCCAUGCCUUAACUGUGCCUGCAGGUACAACUUAAUUGAAUUUUUUUUCAAAACCUUUAUGCUAAGUGGAAAACAUUAGUACAAUAUUGAACAUAGAUUAAUGUCAAAUAUGUAUUGAAAGUCUGGUACUAUAGACUCCAAAAAAUAUUUCAAAUCAAUACAGCUGAUUACAUAAAUGAAAACCAUCAGAUUAUUAGACAGCUCUGAUAUGAUUUAUUUCGACUGAACCUUACAUAAAUGCAAAUUAGUUUUGUAGUGGCAGGUUUGCUGUCUACUUCUUUGUGUUACAUGUAUCUGCUUGUAAUUAAUCAGUUCAUCGUUUUCUUAUAACUGAUUACAGCUUGCCAAAUGCAGGCCAUAGGUGUGGCUAGCACUGACACACUUCCUGAUGCCAGCUUCUCAGCAUCAAGUGAACGUACAAAUCUUGAAGCUUUUAAAGGUCGACUGAAUGCAUUUAGGGGAUGGUCACCCAGCAGAAAUGAUAGGCCUGAUGAUUAUCUACAAAUUGAUCUGCAGUAUGAGUUUCUUAUUUGUGCUGUAGCUACUCAAGGGAGGUCAACUUUUGAUGACUGGACAACUGAGUACAAGUUACAGCUAUCCUUGGAUGGUUCCACUUUUGUGACCUACAAGGAAAACAAUGUUGACAGGGUCGGUUAAAAAAGGCACAGCUGAGAUUAAAUACAGAACUGUAAAAGACAUUCUUAGAGUUGUACUAAAGGGUGAUUUCAAGAGCUACGUGUAUGCGGGAGUUUAAGUCUCAAACUCUGAACCCUGGAGAAAGUUUGUGGAAUGGUGGUCGUGUUCUUAGACUUAAAUAGAAGGUCACAAUCUUAAAAUGCAUUACCCUUCAUCAUGUGCUGAGAUUUAAAUAGAAAUGAGCAUCUAUCAUGGGUGGACAUUCAUGCAUGUCUCUAAAAGAAAGGAACUUAAACGUAUAUGUUACAGGUUAUAGUAGUAUCCUGAGUAAGAACAAUAUGUAUGCAGAAUAUCAAGUUUUCUGUCAUAUAUGCAUAAUGUAAAUUGAAUUAACUGACCUUAUAAAGCAGGAAAAAGAGAACACAUCUGGAUACUUUGGUGCACAGUGGCCGCUAAAGUAGUCUUGAGCACUGACUGGCCGCUAGUAGCUGAGAAAUGUAAUAAUAACAUUGUUCCAGAGUCUGCUAUGACCAACAACAAUAAAAUUGAUAUUCAGUUAAAUAAUGAGCUCAUACUUGAAUUAAUUGUUUUAGACUUUCAGUGGCAAUUCUGGAAGACAUGACAUUGUCAAACACAAUCUCAGAGAUGUGAGGGCAAGGUUCAUCCGUUUCCAGCCUGUCAAGUUUGUUAGAAACAAAGCUUUGAGAGUAGAGGUGUAUGGAGUUCUUGUAUCUAGAGGUAUAUUAUGUUUAAUUUAAUAUCAUCAAAUUUUCACAUUCAUUAAUUAUAAGUCUGGUAUAUUGGUUAAGUUAGUACAUAGCCUCUUUGGUCAUUGGAUGUAGUUUAUUUUUGUGAAUACUACUUGUAGUUGAACAUCAUGUACAGGUGUAUAUGUAGGCAGAAUUAAUAAGUGCCAUUUUCCACAAAAAAGGCCUUAACCUACAGCUGUGUGACUCCCAGUCAUGGAGCUGGAUAUGUACCUAUGUUAUAUUGGUGGUAGUCUGCACGUCUAAAGGAAUCUACAGAUAGGAAGUAGAUUUGUUUAAAUCCGUUUUGGGAUGCGUUCUUCUCCCAUUUACAUAAUUGAUUACAUAUAUUUGUUCCCAACAAUUCCUAAGACCCCCUACAAAUUAAUACUUUUAAAACUGUGCAAGACUUUUCACUAACUGGAAGAGUAAGGCUUGGUUAAAUUUGAUCUCUUAAAUACCACAUGAAUUGAUUUUUAUAAGCAAAAAACGAAGAAUAUUGGUAUCAAUGUUAUUAUUAUUAUUAUUAUUAUUAUUAUUAUUAUUAUCAUGAUCAUCAAUAUUAUUAUUGCCAUUAUUCAAUUAUCAUUCUGUCUUGAUUUCAGUCCCUUCACAAGCACCCAGUGAAUUGACUCUAUCUGCAACCUCUGCUGCAAGUAUUACUGCAUACUGGCGGUUACCUCCUGCGUAUUCCAGACAUGGAAUCAUUGCAGGGUUUAAAUUGUUCUAUAAAAAGAAAGGGCUCAGGUCAAUACGUGUGGAAACUAUCAAUGGCGGAACAACCCUUUCUGUGGGAAUUAAUGGUCUGGAUAAGUACACAGAAUAUGAAUUUCAAGUGUUGGCUUUUACAUCUCAUGGUGAUGGACCAAAGAGUUCUGUUGUGGUGGAGAGAACAUUGAAAGAUGGUAAGAAAUUUGAUUGUUUGUGGCAGUGGCACUUCCACUCCUAUUGGUUUUCAAGAGCCUAUCACGUUGUAAAAGUUGGGUUGACAUGAAUGAAAGUGCAGUAAUAUGUUUGACUGUGUAUAUAUGUUGACAUCCUAGCAAAAUAUUUAUUAAAAAGUUUAAUCCCUAGAAUCUGAUCGUUAAGUUUCCUUGUAACUUAGUCAAGAAAAUCUGUUUUUUUUCCACUAGUUAGGUCUUUUUAGGUCUUUAAAGUUAAAACUGUUAAGCAAAAUGCUUUUUAUCUGUCUUAUUUUGAAUCAAUAUCAGCAUCCAAGUUCCUGCAUACCUAACCCAACAUUAACCCUACUUGCUCUCAGUUGACUGUUCUUGAGUAAGGGGAGGGGUAGUUAUGCAGUUGCUUAGAUGUUGGCAUUAAUAUAUUAUUUCUGUAAGUUUAUCGAUUAUGCUCACUAUGACAAAUGAAGAUGUAAAAUGUAAAAUAUACUCUAAUACAUAAUACACCAAACUAAGUGCAAUUUUAAUUUCUACAUUUAGAGCACUAUUAAUUUCUGACUUUUCCUCUAAUUAUAACUUUUUCUUUAGCACCUGGUCCUCCGGCUUCCCUCAAUCAUACUCUUAAAACACCGACUGAGUCACAUGGACCAAUGAUAACUUUAUCCUGGACAGCCCCUUCACAACCAAAUGGAGUUAUCAGGAAUUACACUGUGUUUUACCACCACAGUGAAGAUCCACUUAAUACUCUCAAUGAGACCUUUGGACCAGAUGUCUUUAGUUACACAAUUGAUGUGUUGGGUGGAGUCACCUAUUGGUUUGACGUCAGAGCUGAGAUGAUAAAACCUGGAGAGAAGGCCUCUUUAAUCGUUAAUAUCUCAGAAUAUAGUAAGUGUAAUGUAGUCAGUCUUACGUAUCUCAUCGAUGUUAACGAGAAGCAAGAUCUCCAUUACCGGUACAUUUAGAUUAGUCGCGUAAAGUGAAGUAAAAAAAUGAAUUCAAUUUUAGUUAAACCACAAAACAUAAGUUUGGUGGGAUAAAAAAAGAAAUUAUUGGAAUAAAAUGAGAUGCACGAGGGUGACAUGAGUUUGAAAUGACAUGUUAAGACCAUAAAAACUUCUUAGGGUAUGAUGUUUAACUUUUGACUGAAUUGUUAUCCGCUAGAGCCUAAUAGUGGCCCAGCUAAGGUGUUUUCUGCCUAUGUGAACAAAACCACCUUAAACAUUUCAUGGGCACCUCUACCAAGAGAACAGAGUAAUGGCGGCAUCAUUCUGUACAACGUCAAAGAAGAGUUGUUGUCUCGGGGAACACAACAGAAAAGAUCACCUCUGAGCGGCAAAACAGUCAAUACAACAGACACAUUCAUUUUAUUGAGUGGAUUAUUGCUUUGUUCGCAAUACCAAGUGUAUGUUCGAGCUUAUACCAAAAUAGGUCCUGGCCCAUAUGGUCCACCUUUAGAACUGCCGAGAACGUCAGGUAAGUAAUAUAUAUCAAAAUAGCGCCUUAAAAUUGAUGGAAGUAGAACCAGUGCAAGAGAUUACACUUCGGCAAAUCAGAACAGAGAAAAACAUCGUAGGGAAGCCCAACCUUUAAGUAAAAAGAUAAAAAUAAGUCGUUUUAUCUUAUGUCCGUACGGUCCUGUGCACCUUAUUGGGAAGCACUGAAAAAAAUCUCCGGAUGAGGGCCUUGCGCGAUAACCCGAGCUGGGCCAUGAAAAGCCGUACGCCUUUGUGCGUGACCUUUGGAGAUGCUAAAAUCAAAAAAGCGAGGAAGAAAGAGAGAGAGUAGCCACAUUGAACUGCUCUUCCGACUUCAGUUACAUUCAGAUUGUGGGAAAGGUUAACAGGCUUGGAACAGACGUUUAGAGAUUAGAUUUGGAAACUGAAGAAUUUAAUAUCGUGAUAUAGUCAUGUGAAAGCGUGUUUUUACUUCGCUUUCGUUUGAGGAAACUAAUUUUUUCUUUAGUACUGAAGUCACGAUCAUUUUUAUCAAAGACCCAGGAACACCUUGGGGUUUGAGUGCCUCAAAUGUUGGAACAACGCGAGUGAGUCUGGAAUGGAAAGAGCCUGAGCUAACUACGAGAGAAGGCAUUAGUUAUAGGGUAAGCUAAACGAAAGAGAUAAAAAUUUCAAUUUAAAUGGAACAUUUAAGUUCACAUUCCAAAUUUAUAUUCACUUGAAAUGUAAUUGUUUCUGAUAUUGCGGGCGCAAGUGGCUCACAGCAAACGCUUACAAUUAAACCUUUGAAUUUUGUCUUAAAUGGAGCCUUUGGUGCAAUUACAUAAAAUUAUAUCUGCCCGUGCAGUUGUUAGAGUUCAUUUUUCUACAUUGAUCUCAUGGAUUUAACAACUAUUAGAAGAAAGUAAACCUAAAUGGAGUUAAUUAUUAUUUAAUUAUAUCCUUUAUUGUCCAAGGUAAUAGUUUUUGUUUUUUUGUCGGUGCGGAUGAAGGGUUUCUUUGUAUUUACAUUGAUUUUAUCUUAACUCCUUAUACCCUAACAUCAGUUUUCAUAUUCUCCAUGCUGUUCUCUGUAAAUUUAUUAUGGAACUUAACAAUCAAGAGCUUCUUUGGUUGGUUAUCAUUUACUUUAUUCUCUUGACCUUAAUCUUUGAUUCAGGGGUGAUGUUGUGAGGAGAAAUUAGAUGCUAAUUAAAAAGGGUUAUUAAAAGUAAACUGUUAUUAUUUACCUUUGAUCGUUUGAAUCUUCUCAGUAGUUAAGCAUUUUUUUUUAAUUUCUCAUUGUCUCUUAAGGUAAAGUAUCUCGGAACAAAGCCUUCCAAUGGAAGCUUCAGAGAGGAAGGUGUCCAAGACGUUGGCAGUUCCACCUCUUACACCAUGAAAGGUUUAGUUCCAGGCUCUACCUAUGAGUUUCAGGUUUUGGUGAGCUCGGUAUGUGGAUUCGGAGAACCCAGAAGGUUUCCUGAUAGGAUCAAAACAAAGAUGACAGGUAUACCUUGAUGUAAACGAUUAUUUUCCUGUUCUAAAGCCAUGCAGUUAGAAUUUUAGUAUCAUUUGUUCCAUAGAUUAUCAGGACCUUGUUUAAGUGAUAACCUAUUUUAGAGUUCCGUAAAAAAAAAAACAUACGAUAUAUAUGGGAAGUAACUCCUAUGAAAUGCAAAGAUCAUCUUUUCAGUGGCUUGCAUAUUUAUAGAGGACGUUUCAGAGUCAGAGUUUACCCGGAUCAUGCUAUCGGAGUGGCUAUCUGAGUGUACAGUAUCUUGCUUUAUAUUAGCUUGGCAUGCUGGCGCAUCUGAACUUAAAGCCGCCUGUUAGUUUACAAACAUUUAGAGUCCUUUUCGAUGGCAUCUUGAUAAAAUCAGACCACUUGUAAACUCUAAACGUAGACAUAAGGAUUCCUUUUCAUCUUUGGACAAGAAAGGAGAGAAAACAGGAGAGCAAGGGAAAAAGGAUUGUAAACAUUACAGAACUAUUAAAGUGAACAUGUCAUUUAGCUAAGCGCAAAGGCCGAUUCCUCGAAUAUUAACCAUAGGCUAGACAUAAAAGAAAGACCGAGGACUUCUAUUGAUAUUCUCCCCGAACUGUUCCAAGUAUUGUUACGUGCUUUCACUGGGUAUUUUCCAGUCUAAAGCAACAUUAUGGAUGGAUGCAUUUCCUCUUUCUAGAAAAUUGUGAUAAUUUUACUCACCUAGUACAUAAUUUUCCUCUGUAGCUCCAAUGGCCCCAUUUGUACCUCAGUGGACUAAUAUGGAGAUCUCGGAGUUAUCGGUCGAAAUUAACCUCUGGCCUGUAGAGCAAAGAAAUGGUCCAGUAAGGUGCGUGACUGUAGAAUGGAAUGUGCGGUAUUCAUUUAUUAAGUCCAUAAUAUACAUGGAAAAAUUACGCGCGUCUGAUUGACGGAAAACGAGUCAUUUUUUUCAUGUAACAUAAGUGCAAAUUACAAAUAGCGCGCACGCGAUACGUUUUUCAUGUGAAUUAUUAACAAGUAAUAACACGAUUAUCGUGUUAUUUGGUUUAAAUAAGCACUUGUAAAUUUUCCAAAGACUAAAAAUUGCAUUUCAUAAAAACUUUCUCGUGCUUAUUAACAACAAAUUGCACUCGAAAUCAUGUUGUUACCAACAAGUUUCAGGUGAAGUACUAGCAUAAGUAUUCCACUUAUUCUAAAAUGAUGGAUUUUUUAUUUACUGUUGGUGUCCUUAUUGGUUUUUGCUCGUGAUCCCAAAGAUGAGACAGACAAAGCAUCAGCCUAUUUAACCCUUGUUCCCCUAGAAAUGAUUAAUACCUAACUUCUCCCUUAACAUCUAUACAAUAUCCAGCAAACAAUUAACGAGAAUACUCAAACUUAUUAGAUAGAACUUGUUUUCUCGAUCUAACACCAAAUUCUCGUUACAAAUUUACAAGGAAAUGUGUAGCGAGUAGAAGGGAGAAUUAAUGAUCAGAUCUUGAGAGUUAAAAGGUCAAUAAACAAUAUACAUUACUGUACGUUAAUUUUUAUUCACUCCACCUUUUAUCUCAGGACCCUCAGAAACCUAUUUAUUUAUUCAUUAUAUUUUCAAAUGAAAGAUUAAUGAGUAAACGUUACGACUCUUUUUCAUGAAGAUGUGAAGGAAUUAAACGGAGUAUGUGGGCAGAGUCUACUACAUGAUUCUUAGAUCUAAAUCUGAUGUCUUUAACGUCUAUCAGUUUUAAAAAAGGGACGGAACGAUGGUUAGAGUUUCAUUGAUAAGAAUUUCGCUCUUAUUCAUUAUUUCAGUGCCUAUCAGGUAAUUGUUCUUAAAGUCUCUGAUUGUGUUCAAGACUUGAAUAGAAACAACACGAACUUUUAUCCAUUUUAUGUUGCUGCGGAGUUGAAAAAUAACCCUGUCCAUGAGAAGUCUUGGAAGUUUACCGUUGGUGAUGGGAAAUCGUAUGGAGCCUUUGUUAACAAUGAACUGACAAGAGGAGAAAACUACAUUGUAUACCAAAGAGCCUUAACCGAUUACAACGGUGUAAGUAAAUUUUAAUUUCCGUGAAAUUUCUGCUUAGGGUUACAAUUAAUGACCCAAACGUUGGAUCUGGUAAGUUAACAAAAAUCGUAUGAAAACCCCACGUUUUUACGGACAUGUUGUUCGUGCUAAAUUUCUUUUCCUUAUAUCAAGGAAUCAACAGAAUUGUCGGUCACUUUUUGACCUUUUUUCCGUUUGACAGCAAUUUUUAGAAGGAGAUAUCAGCAAAAUCGCCAUGAUUUCUAUUAAACCAGGUAAGUGAUUCAAUAUUCACUAGAUACUCAGAAAGCUCUAUUUUCAAAAGUGAUUAAAGACCUACGGUUAGUGUAGCGAGUGUUUGAACAAUUAAAAAUCUCUGCCCUGCUGGCCAUGGGUAGGAAAAAAUUCCAGCAAAUUCGCUUCGAUGGUUAAUGUUUCAUGCAGAAUCCAGAUUUGCAUUUAUUCAUCGGCUGACCUUGCAUAUCAUACAACACUACUACAGUAACAUCCUUGUCAUUAUUAUAUGUCAUUGACUCGUUUCACUGCGACAAAAACUCUUUUAAUUUAAUAAAGAGCAAACACGUGAUUCGACGAAAUUCAGCUUUAUGAUGAACAAGUGCCGUAGCUUUGGCACGUGGACGUAACUUGUUCUCUUAGUGUUUGGGUUCAUGCCCAUCAACAAUUCAAUCAUACGCUUUUUCUGCCAAUACAAUACAAUACAAUACAGUUUAUUUUACGUCGGUAACGUAGGGGGUGGUUACCCAAUCCCCCGAGCCUAAUGGCUCAAGUUGAAAACGCUCGACAUAUAAAAUACAGAUGUGUAUAUAAAUAUAUGUACAAGUUUAAUAUAUGUAUAUCUGACGAAAAAAUCGCAAAAAUAUCACCUAGCCCCCUACGCCUAACCCUAAUCCUGAACUUCCCCUGAAACCCUACACCUAACUUGUAGCCCUAACCCUGAAGCCUAAUUAUCAAUUCAUAACCCAACCCCUACAAUUGUAUACUAAUACACUUAUUACACUUACAGCCAAGCGUAGUUAUGCGAGAUAGGCCAGUCUUAAAUUUUGCUAGAGUAGUUACCGAUUUAACUGAAGAUGGUAGCUGGUUCCAGGAAUGAGAGAUAAUAUAUGAAAAAGAGCUAUGAAUAUGGCUAGAGGUGUUUACAGGCUAGGAAACAUUAAGAGCAGAGGAGCGCAAUUUGUAGUGACAGACAAAACUUUACUUUCCAAAACUUUCCUUUCUUUUUAACAUGCAGGUAUAACUUAGGACACCAAAGGAUAAAACUGUAAGUAUUAUGGAGUUUUGCAAACGCGCUCAUUAUUGUGCCAUUUUGAUUUUCAGCUGAAAGCCGAGUACUUUUCGCUACUGUCAUCGCACUUUCUGUCAUUGUGUUUUUCUCUCUUAUUGUGAAUGGUAUCCUGAUAUGGCGGUUAAGACGAGCCGAGCCUAACAAUAGAACAACCAUAGUAAAUAGUGGUAUCCCUGUCCCAUCUGGUGUUCAUCAAGCGUCAGAACCUGGUGUUUAUAUGGAGCUGCAACCCAGGCCUUCUGACGGGCAGUCACGUGAACCACCUGAAUACCAGUCACUGGACGACAGACGAGUGACCCAAGAUUACUACAAUAUGGGAGUUUCGGAAGGAAGCUUGGACGAGAGGGGAGUAGUUUAUGAAAAUUUGGAGUAA
This is a messenger RNA of Pocillopora meandrina, 12909 nucleotides long. The record is from the annotation of a GenBank genome assembly. NCBI's taxonomy places the organism in Eukaryota, Metazoa, Cnidaria, Anthozoa, Scleractinia, Pocilloporidae.